UUAAUAACCGCGCGUUUUGCCGCAUUUUGUUGGGAUUUUCUGAAUUGAAUUGAAUGUGAAUUAUCUGGCAUAAUGGCGGCCCUGAGCAAUUUGAAACAGUGCCCGCCGUUUUCCACGCUGCCGGAUCUGGCGCUGCGGCACAAUCACAUCCCGGAGCUGGAGCGCUACCCGCAGAUAAACCUGAACCACGAACUCCUGGCCCAUCCGGCUGGUCAGAGAUUCUACGGCGGCCAGAGCUUCGUGCCCGUGGACGAGGGCGUUCUGAAGCGUAUUACCCGCACCUUCUUCGACGGCGGAUUCUGGGAGUCGCUGGAGGAGGCGCGCAGCCCGAAGAGCCGCGAGCAGGCGCCACUGAUUGCCCAGGCGGGUGACCUGAUUGCCCAGAUUUUGGGUCUGGCCACCGGGUUGCGGCUGAAGAUCCUUCCGCACACCCAGGAACUCAGUGCGGAGCGCAUAGCGCAGUUUGUGGAGACAAGGGAUUGGCUGAACAGCGAUGUGCGCUUCCUCGCCUGGAACUGUCACUUCUUCAGCCUGGCCGUGGCCGGCGUAGACGAUGUGGUGCGCAUAUACUUCAAGAAUUCCAGCGCAGCCACCGCCACUGUUUUGAAAAGCCCCUCGCAAACGCAGAUCACAUGCAUGGCCUGGCGUCCGCUCUGCUCCGCGGAGAUAGUGAUUGGCUGUCGGCAGGGUCUAUGCUUCUGGGAAGUGGACAGCAGCCUGCACUUGGGACGCACCAAUGCGCCCAGCAAGGUCUUCAAACAUCCCGCCAAUCUGCCAAUUACCUCGCUGCAGUGGAACAAGGACGGCACCCAGCUGGCCACCGCCUCGAUUGGAGAUCGCUCCAUCAUCAUCUGGCAGCCGGACAACGGAAUGAUGCAGCCACUCAAGCGCCUGGGUCCGCCGGGAUCGCUGCUCAAGUGGUCGCCGGAAAACGACUGGCUGUUUGCGGCCACCGUGGACCGGGUGUUCCGCGUGUGGAACUGCAACCAGCAGUGGACCACGGAGCGCUGGGUGUGCGGCCCCGGAGGCUAUGUGCAGACAGCCUGUUGGUCGCCCUGUGGUCGCUUUCUGCUUUUCGUAAGCAGCGCCGAGCCAAUCAUCUAUCGCCUGCAGUUCGUGCAGCAGAGUCUGCUCUCGUCCUCGGCAGAUGAAAAGGAAAUCCUGCCCAUUGCGGAUCUGAAUGCCUGCAGCAUCGAUGCGAAUCGCACGCUCAUCGGUGGUCCCGCCCAGCAGUUGGCCUGGGAUCCGCACGGCAACUACCUGGUGGUCACAUUCAAGUCGACCAACUGCAUCGCCGUCUUCCGCACCUUCAUCCAGAAGUUCGAUCUACAGAUAUCGGCGGCCUACUAUCUGAGCGGGGAAACGGCUACUGAGCAUCCCAGCUUCAUCUGCUUCCAGCCCCUCUACAAGGACAACGAUCGUUCCGUACUGACCAUCGCCUGGUCGUCGGGUCGCAUCCAGUACUACGCCUUCGACUGAUCCCUUAGCUUAGUACGUUUUCAUUGUAAUAUUUUAUUUGAUUUGGUUUUUUUAAGCGUUAAUACACAGUUAAACAGGA
This is a messenger RNA of Drosophila subpulchrella, 1558 nucleotides long. Its product is annotated as aladin. Gene Ontology annotation, cellular component: nuclear pore. The record is from RefSeq and is a predicted model, not a curated record. Gene Ontology annotation, biological process: nucleocytoplasmic transport. Lineage: Eukaryota; Metazoa; Arthropoda; Insecta; Diptera; Drosophilidae. Gene Ontology annotation, molecular function: protein binding. The transcript has 5 exons. Bases 73 to 1479 code for a protein of 468 amino acids.